AUGAAUAUAGAUAUUGACUAUCAAACUUUUAAGAAAAAUUUGAAGAAAGAAUUCAAAAAAGCUACAGAGACUAUACUAAAACUACAAGAAUACGAUGGAAAUUUAUUAAGAGAUUUUCUGGCUCUGUAUAUUCCAUAUCAUGCUAUAUUCUAUAAUCUUGUGAUUAUGCGAAAGGGGUCGUCAUUGAGAAUUCAAACUAAUCGCCUGCUGAAGGAAGAGCUAAGCAAAAUUUUAAAUUUUAAUCUUGCAAUGGGCCCAAAACACAUCAUGAAAAUACUGAAGAAAGACAAGCUUAACCCAGAGACAGUAAACAAGCUGAAACUAGUGUUAUAUAUAAAAUUAUUUCAGGGAGUAUUUGGCCAUAUAGAUAAAAACUACAAUCUAGCAUUUCAAUCCUUUCGGUGGUGUUUACAAUUCAUUGCGUAUUCAAAAAGGACAAGAUUAUUUGGUAUUGCAAACGACCAAAUCGGGAAACUUUAUGAAAUUUGUGAGAUAUUCGUAUCUUUGCUGUGCUGCCGCUGUUUCCUGGUUGAUUUGAAAGAGAAUGAAUCACUAGUAGGCGAUAAUUUGAGAAUUUUCAUAAAAAGACAAAAUUCUGCUUGUACUCACGACUUCGAUUCGAACGAGGAGAAGAAGUCACUUCAGUGGCAUUGGGCAUUAGACGAGAUAGACGUUAUUGACGCAUUAUACUGCGCUAGUUUCGAUGCAAUGGAUAAGUGUACGCUUGAAUUCUCAAAGGUUAAUGAGAACUUUGUUUUAAGUCAAUUUUUUCAAUAUUGCGCAGAAAUUGAGGAAAUGUUAGCCAUUCUAAGAAGCAAAAUUUGGGAGUGUGAAUGUGAUGAAUCUGGUCUCAAAAUUGGUCUAUUGAUGAACCACGACCAUAUGAAUGAAAUGAUUCAAAAAAAUAUUCUGUCAAUGACUUUCAAGCUUGAUAAUGAUCCUCAAAUUAUAUGCUGUUUAAGUAAAAUUCUACAAGGUCUGUUACUUUCAUCAGGUGUUCAAUUCAAAGUCAUCCAAUUUUUUUAUGUAUUAAAACUAUACUAUAUGCAAGUCGAUGAAUCUCCAGCAUCAUCCGACAUGGAUAAAUUAACCAUGGAAUGCUUGUCUACUGUUGAAAAUUUUAUUGAUGCUUGUGAUAAUCCAGAUGAAGUGACUGACUUUCAGUUACCCAAAGUGCUUUUAACCUCUAUGCAGGGGCAAUUACUUGUCGCUGAAAGAGCAGUUGAAGAUAAUGAUGCUCCUGUGCCGUUUGACGAUUGUCAUCCUCACAUUUAUCAAUUUAAACAUCCAAAAAUAGUGAUAGAUAAAAUGAAAACAAAAUUUAGGGAAAAGCUGCACCUUGACUCUUCUAAAGCUCUAGAAGCGGAUGACUACUGGAUUGAGUAUUGGAAAUAUUGCUACCAGGAUAACAUAGGAAAUCUACCAGAUACGUUGUCAUAUGUUUAUGAGGCCUUUGUUGAUGACCCAGUUUAA
Molecule: messenger RNA, 1473 nt
Organism: Saccharomyces kudriavzevii IFO 1802
Lineage: Eukaryota; Fungi; Ascomycota; Saccharomycetes; Saccharomycetales; Saccharomycetaceae
Gene: ADY4
Product: Ady4p
Exons: 1
Coding region: 1-1473 (490 amino acids)
Source: RefSeq, a predicted model, not a curated record